Molecule: messenger RNA, 3935 nt
Organism: Suillus paluster
Lineage: Eukaryota; Fungi; Basidiomycota; Agaricomycetes; Boletales; Suillaceae
Product: RdRP-domain-containing protein
Exons: 8
Coding region: 214-3849 (1211 amino acids)
Biological process (GO): siRNA processing
Cellular component (GO): nuclear RNA-directed RNA polymerase complex
Molecular function (GO): RNA-directed RNA polymerase activity
Source: RefSeq, a predicted model, not a curated record
UGAGCGGCAAUGAUCAGUUCUAUCUUUGGGUAGAUGAUAGUGACAAAAACCAAGGAACCUCGUGCCGACCUCAUGCCCUAGUAUUCUACCCGCAAUGAUGGUGAUGUUCUGAUCUGGCUUCUGUAGCGCGCUUAUCCAUGAUCAAAAACCCACUACAUAUUCAAGUGCUGAUGCGAUCGUGUUCCCCGCUGAUACCAAUCGAACUCACACAAGAUGGAGAUUUCUAUGCGCAACAUCCCUCUGGCAGUUACCACAGAUGACUUGACAAUCGAGUUCGCCAAGAUCAUUCACAAUCCCCCUUUCCCAACCAAUCCUCUUCUCAACUUUGAAAUCUAUAUAUCAGACGGGUCACACCCGAACGGACAGCAAGGCACCCUCACUCUGCCAAUGGAGGAUGCCGGUGUCGCUCUCUUGCGUGUUCAUGGUGGCGCAGGGAUUGUCGUCAAAGGCCGACCAAUCCUCCUCAGCAGGAGCACGCAGGCGAUCCACGAGGUCCGAAUCAAGAGAUUGAAUGAUGUUCCAUGGUGCAACCCAAUACAGUUGCGAGAGAAGCUUGAACGGCUUCUCUAUAGAAAUAAGUCUCUUCACCUUCCUCACUACUCAUUCGGCCGCUUCCUCCGGGACGGAUCUUUUUCUUCGCAGGUCUCCCCUGCUGGUCUAGCUUAUGUGUUUUGUGACUUGGAGCGUCGGCAGGUAUGCUUCACGUUCAAGCCCCAGCUGAACACAUAUGAGCACCUGGAUGAUUAUGUCGAUUGGGCGGAGGUCAUGGGGGACACAAUCGUUACUGCAUCUUAUGCGGCUCUGAAUAUUGCACUAGUGGGUAACCGGGAUGAAGAUACCACUAUCGUGUUCAUUCGUGCCGACGCGCCCCCUGUGUACUCCUUGGAACGUGACUCCAAUGGAAAUGGGAACACCAGCUCUGACCGUCUGGUGGGCUUGGGUUCUAAUGAAGUCAUACCUCCUGGCUGCCAUAGUCUGAUGCUGGCCUUCGGGAGUCAGUCAGACGCGGAUGUGUUCGUUUACGCGUGUCAAAAUCGUCUUCAUCUGCGGUACUCCACACAACAUCAUAUUCUCAUCCGUGAUCGCGUAGGCUCGAAUAGUAAAUCUGUUGAGAAGUUUCACAGGUUCCUCUCUCAGAUCCCAUACAAGCUUGGGUUCGAGGUGGAAAAGACCCUUGCCAAUUCUAUUUUUAGUCUGGGAGAAAUAGGGUCGCUGAAGGAGGCCAUCCUCUCGUUGCAAGCUGGGCAUGGUAACGAUGCGCCAGAAAUUUUUCGAUCCUUUGCCUCGGAGGUCGAAGGACGCAGUGCAAGUCGCACAACACGUCACAACCAUAGGCAGCAGCAAUCCAGCCAAGGCAAUUUAACGUCUCUUCUUGGCCAAGUUACGCAGGAAUUUAUCAGAGAGCACCAGAAGCCCCGUCCUUUUCUAGCCCCGCCGCCAGGAAGUGGGAUAUACCUAUCCUACCAUCUCAUUCUCACACCGACACGGUACAUCUUGGAGGGACCUAUCCCAGACCAGUCCAAUAGUGUUUUGCGCCGCUAUGGACAUCCAGAGUGCUUCCUUCGUGUCAGUUUCCAGGACGAGAAUCGCUCAAGACUGAAACGGGAGGUCAAUUGUUCCAUUACAGGCCUUUUGCGGAAUCGAUAUCAUUCUAUUCUGCUCGAUGGCUAUCGCAUCGCGGGACGCCAAUUCCAGUUCUUGGGAUAUUCGAUGAGCGGUCUGAAAGAACAUUCGGUGUGGUUUGUGACACCGUUCCAGGAUGAGAAUGGGAAGCUGCUGGAUGCGAAGUCAAUCCGGGACAACCUGGGCGAUUUCUCCAAACUUUACCACCAACCAGCUCGUUUGGCUGCGAGGUGGUCUCAAGCCUUUUCUGGCACGCAUCCGUCAAUCACACUUCUUCCCGAAGAAGUAGAUUUUCGUUGCCCUGACAGAUACUCACCUUCUGGUGAGCUUAUGACAGACGGGUGCAGUUCCAUAUCGGUCGAGCUUGCCAAGGACAUAUGGGUCUCUAUGCAGAGGGGCAAGAAGCGGCCCGCGAACCUGCGAAAUGUCCCAUCAGCCUUCCAAUUUCGACUUGGUGGUGCCAAAGGCAUGGUCGUGCAAGAUCCCACCAUUGGAGGCAAGCUCGUUCGCCUUCGUCCGUCGCAGAUCAAGUUCGAUGCAUUGGAGAAUCUCACUUUUGAUGUCCAAUCGACGUCAGCGGGACCAAUAGCGAUGUUCCUCAAUCGUCCGCUCGUCGUCCUUCUGGAGUUCUUGGGUGUGGACACCGAUAGAAUCAUUGAAUUGCAGGAUGAUGGCAUCCGCAGAGCCCAAUCCGUCCGAUCUUCGUCUACCGAUGCCUCAAAAGUUAUCCAGCAGCACGGACUGGGGGCAUCUUUCCGCCUACCGUCUCUCUUCUCAAAUCUGUCAUCCAUUUUGCAGCUGAAAAUCGGAGACACGGCGGAUGAUCCAUCUCGAUGGACCAGCAAGCUCAUAGAAAGCUCCCUCUACUGCGUCGAGACGCACAUCCUGCGGGACUUGAAGUACCGUGCCCAUAUAGCAGUGCCAGGUUCGUAUACCCUACUUGGCGUUUCCGAUGAAUGGGGCUGUCUGAGGGAGGGAGAAAUAUACGCAACGGUGUUCGAUGAAAGAACGGGAUUUGUUCUGCAUGUCACGGGCAGGAUCGCCAUCACUCGCAGCCCACAGAUUCACCCGGGCGACCUGCAGGUUGUGAGCGCCGUACAACGGCCAGAGUUGAAGCACCUGAAGAACGUCAUCGUAUUUUCUUGCGACGGUCAACGAGCACUUGCAUCGUGUCUGAGUGGGGGCGAUCUUGAUGGCGAUAUAUUCAACCUAAUACUUGAUCCGAGACUGAUACCAACAAAUCGGAAACUCCACGAACCAGGAGAAUAUACAGCAGCGCCCAUCAAGACGACACCGAAGCCGUGUGACAUCUCUGAUAUCGCGGAUUUCGUAAUUGACUAUAUUCAGGCGGACCUCAUUGGUCCAAUCGCCAUAAGUCAUCUCAGGUUUUCUGACCUGAAUGAUCCAGAUUGCAUACAAUGCAUUCAGCUCGCGAAUUUUGCCUCACACGCGCUCGAUUUUCCGAAGAGCGGCACUCCUGUCAACUCCAAAUCCAUACCGUGGCUUCCGAGGACUCAACUUAGACCUGAUUUUCUUGCGAAAGAGGCUGCUGAUCUCACCAGCGGGCAGUACUACAGAAGCACGAAACUGCUCGGUCAACUCUUCCGUCGGGUACCACUGAAGAAUGGGAUACCUCCACCAUGGAACGGGAACUACUCUCCAUCCGACGGAGACACCGUGAAGACCGCACUUUCUCGUGUGGACCUCCGUCAUAUCGGCCUUUCAGGAUUGACCGAUCCCAGUGAAGAGUUGAUCGAGGAGAUGACAUAUCUACUUAAGGCAUAUUGUGAACAGCUUCUGGUCAUCGGGCAAGCGCACACAAUUUCAAAAAACAAGAAUAUCCACGUCUCUGAAGCAGAACUAGUAAGCGGGACCAUCAUGGCGGAUUGGUCAGACCAUCAACGUCGGCGGGAUGCAGUCUCUGCGAUGAACUUGCAGACGCACGAGCUUGUCCGUGCGGUCAAGGCAGAGUUCCAGGCGAAGGGCCUGGGGUUAUCAGAGACGGAAGCGUAUGUGGAAGAGGAUUACGAGGAUUGGGCCUUCCGCGAAGAGUUAGAUGAUGCAGGACAGCGAAGGAUGGCGGAAACGUUCAAGCGCUCUUGGGCGGCGUGGCGUGUAGCGGAAGAUACCCUUGAGGAAGAUCCAAGCAUGUUUGGGGCUCAAAGCUUUGGUUUAAUUGCUCUAGGUAGGAUGCUCAACGUUGUGAAGGCGUCUCGUCUUAUGUAAAGGAUCAUGCACACUCAGCCCAUAUUAUCAUUUUAAUGCAUUACUGCCCGAAAAUGAUUGCAUUGGUGGUAGAACUUAGACUCGUG